AUGCCCGCGAUAACGAUCGUCGGCGCGGGCGUCUUCGGCCUCUCCAUCGCGCACUCUCUUCCGCUCGCGUACGACAUCACCAUCGUUGCGCGCGACAUGCCUGGAGACCCGGAUUCGCUGGAGUGGGCCAGCCCUUGGGCCGGGGCAGGUUACGGUGCAGGCGGAACGAAAGAUCCGGUCGAAAAGGAAAUAUACAAGGCGAGCUUUAGGUGGUUCUGGGAUAUAUCAGCCAGAUUUCCGGAGUCGACGGUCAGGAGGAUACGAUCUCAACUCUUCCGGGACAACACCAGCACCGACGAUGACCUCUGGUGGAAAGGCUACCUUCCCGACUACCGUAUCAUGGACCCGUCCGAGCUUCCGCCCGACUCGAACGCCAAGAUUGCGAUCGAACAUUCGUCCAUCGUCUUGACCCCACCUGCAUACAUCCAGUGGCUCUACGAUCGACUCGUUGCCCGCGGCGUGCGUUUUGUUCGUGGCACUGUGUCAUCCAUCGCGGAGGUCCAGAGCGGGACGUUUGGCCCCGAGCCGGACGUGAUCGUGAACGCGACCGGCGUUGGCGCGAAGACGCUCGGCGGCGUGAUGGAUGGGGAUGUCGAGCCCAUCCGAGGGCAAACUAUGCUCAUUCGCGACAAAACCGGCAAGAUCGAUACCAUGGUUCUCAGAAGUGGUAUCGACUACUGCUAUGUCAUUCCUCGGCUCGAUGGCACGGUUGUUCUAGGCGGGAUCAAAGACAACGGCGACACGAGCCCCGAGGUCAAGCCGGAGCAAAAGGCAGACAUCGCGAAGCGCUGCCACCAGCUGAACCCGCUCGUUCCCGACGACUGGACACAGAUGGAGAUCGUGCGCGAUAUCGUUGGAAUACGUCCCGGGCGAAAGACUGGGCUGCGCGUCGAGUCCGAGCUUAUCGAUGGUGCCAAGGCGGCGCAGGCGGAGGGUACGCACUGA
Punctularia strigosozonata HHB-11173 SS5 is the source of this 945-nucleotide messenger RNA. Its product is annotated as nucleotide-binding domain-containing protein. NCBI's taxonomy places the organism in Eukaryota, Fungi, Basidiomycota, Agaricomycetes, Corticiales, Punctulariaceae. The coding region runs from base 1 to 945 and encodes 314 amino acids. Gene Ontology annotation, molecular function: D-amino-acid oxidase activity; FAD binding. The transcript has 7 exons. The record is from RefSeq and is a predicted model, not a curated record.